CUAUCAUCAACAAGAUGUGCUAAGAAGGAAGGCGACGUUGUUUGGAUCCUUUCACCUUCUCCUAUAAAAUAAAAAUGGUAUCGUGGCAAAGUCGCCGGUUGUGAGUCAGAAAUGGGUUUUUCAUCUAUAGCCCGCACUGCCAUCCGCAGGAAGCUGCUCUUUUCAAAGCCCAACUAUCGUUCAAUCUUAUCAUCUUCCCGUUGGUUUUCGAGUCACGUUGGUGACAUCAGCAAGAAUGCAGACAGCAUCCCGCCAUCGUCGGCCGCUUAUCAUGUGAGCUCAGGUGGGUACAUGCGAGGGACUGUGUUCUGGGAACCCACUAAGCCCCUCACUAUUGAAGAAUUUCAUAUGCCUCGUCCCAAAGCUGGAGAACUCCUCAUAAAAACCAAGGGCUGUGGAGUAUGCCACUCUGAUCUGCAUGUUAUAAAAGGUGAAAUUCCAUUUUCUAGCCCUUGUGUUCUUGGGCACGAGAUAACUGGAGAAGUUGUUGAACAUGGCCCACUCACCGACAGCAAAAUCACACAAAGAUUUCCAAUUGGAUCUUAUGUGGUUGGAGCCUUUAUCAUGCCUUGUGGUAAUUGUUUCUUCUGUUCUAAGGGCCAUGAUGAUUUAUGUGAAGAUUUCUUCGCCUAUAAUCGAGCUAAAGGCACCCUUUAUGAUGGUGAAACAAGGCUUUUCCUCCGCAGCAGUGGAAAACCAGUAUACAUGUAUAGCAUGGGAGGCCUUGCUGAAUACUGUAUCAUUCCUGCACAUGCUUUAUCUAUUUUGCCAAAAUCACUGCCAUACACUGAGUCUGCAAUUUUAGGAUGUGCCGUAUUUACUGCUUAUGGUGCCAUGAGACAUGCAGCAGAGGUCUGUCCUGGGGAUUCCAUUGCUGUAAUUGGAGUUGGAGGGGUUGGUUCAAGUUGUUUGCAGAUAGCAAGGGCAUUUGGUGCCUCUGAUGUAAUUGCUGUGGAUGUUCAGAAUGAUAAACUGCAAAAAGCUAAGACUUUGGGUGCCACUCAUACAAUAAAUGCAAUAGAAGAAGAUGCUGUUGAACGGAUUAAAGAAAUUACUGGAGGACCAGGUGUUGACAUUGCUGUAGAAGCUUUGGGGAAACCUCAAACAUUUUUGCAGUGUAUACAAAGUGUAAGGGAUGGUGGAAAAGCAGUUAUGAUAGGACUUGCAAAAUCUGGUGCUAUAGGUGAGGUGGACAUCAAUCGUCUUGUUCGUAGAAAGAUAAAAGUUAUUGGUUCUUAUGGAGCAAGGGCGCGGCAGGAUCUACCCAAGUUGGUUAAACUAGCUGAAACAGGUAUCUUCAAUCUUAGCAGUGCUGUUUCCCAAAAAUACAAAUUUGAAGAGGCAAGUAAAGCAUUUCAGGAUCUUAACCAGGGAAAAAUAGUCAGCCGAGCUGUAAUUGAAAUAAUGUAGCCUUUUAUUGACUUGCCUUUAUCAUAUUUCCUAGUGUAUUGCGGUAAUCUGUUCUCAAUAAUAAUUGUCACAGGUGAAAAACCAAAACAGAAAACAGAGAACUUGUUAAAUAUUUUGUCAUGGAUGAUAAAGAUAUUCUUCUCCUCUACUACUA
Theobroma cacao (cacao) is the source of this 1564-nucleotide messenger RNA. Its product is annotated as GroES-like zinc-binding alcohol dehydrogenase family protein. Lineage: Eukaryota; Viridiplantae; Streptophyta; Magnoliopsida; Malvales; Malvaceae. The record is from RefSeq and is a predicted model, not a curated record. Gene Ontology annotation, molecular function: oxidoreductase activity.